AUGUCAAGCCUUGCCGGUGCACUGGACGAAUAUCCACAAUCCCACCACCUCAAAGAGGCACCUACCCGAACAUAUUACUCCGACGACAUCGAAAUGAACAAUUCCGCCCAUGCAAUCAACAAAGAUGAUUCCGAAGACGAGGAUGAACAGCAGGACGAACACAUGUCGGACCUUUUUGGAAAUGACAACGAUGUAGAAGUGCAGAGACAUGCCAGGGCCCCAGCAUCGCCCACUGCAUCCGGUCCCGAUUCUGAGCAGCUGCCAUCACCAGAGCGCGAACACAGACACGCUCUAGAGUACGAUGAAGAGGACGAAGCACCUCCGGAAGCGGUCGUGGAAGUGAAAGAGGCUGAAGUUUCGUUUCCGAACCUUCCUGUUCCCAAGUCUUCAGAUGGACAUAACUGGGUUAUUCGAAUGCCGAAUUUCGUUAAAGUCGAUACUAAACCCUUCCAUCCCGAUACAUAUGUCGGUCCUGACGAGGAGGAGGCACUUGUAGGCGCCGCUGCUCGGGAGAAAGCAAAUACCAUAAAAUUGAAAGUCGGAAACAUGCUUCGUUGGCGCUGGACUAAAGACGCGACUGGCGAAGAUCGGAAAGAAUCCAAUAGCCGUAUUAUUCGUUGGUCUGACGGUUCUCUAAGUUUGCGCCUCGGCAAAGAACUUUUCGACAUAGACCAAUCUAUCGACAACUCAGGUUCUGUUGUUCGUCAAUCUGUGGGAUCUCAGCAACCGUCUCAAUCUCAAACUCAAACAACAAGUCAGCCGACGCCUGGCACAGGCAAGACUGAGGGACUAACGUAUCUAGUGGCACAACAUAAGCGUUCUCAGGUGCUACAAUCAGAAGCUAUCAUCACAGGCUACAUGAGUCUUCGCCCAACUGGCAUGUCCUCCGAGGUUCACCGUAUGCUUGUACGCGCCGUUGAGCAGAAGCACAAACAAGUCGCGCGUCUGAAAAUGGUAAACGACCCUUCCAUAGACCCCGAAAAAGAAAAGAUGGAGAUGAUGAAGCAAAGCGCAAGAAAGUCGAGAAAGAGGACAGACGACAACGAUGGUCUCGGCUCUGGAAAACGAAGACGCAAUUAUCGUAGGAGCACUGACCACGACGUCAUGUGGAGUGACGAUGAUGAGGAUCCUGCUGGAAUGUAUGGUGGUGGCUCUGAAGAAGAUGAAGACGGUAUAGGUGCUAGUGGGUCGCCACGCAAAGCGAAACGAAAGUCUGGAGAAGGAAAGGGAGAAGAAGAUUACCAAGCCGAUGACUUUGUUGUACCGGAUGAUUCAGAGGACGAUGCUGAUGCUGGUCCUAGUCGGAAGCGCCAGAAAGAGGAUAGCGAUGCAGAGGACGAUCUUGAAAGAAUGGAAGCUAAUCUAGAGAAGCAGGCCGCAGCAGAGAAAAAGAACCGCGGAGGCGACACCAAGAAAUCAAAAAGGAGAAACGAUGACGAUGACAACGAUACAGAAGACGAUGGAGCAGGCGCUAUGGAAGUUGAGAGCGAAGAGGAAGAGGACGAAGACUUCAAGGUGCGGCGCGUCACGAGCAAACGCGCCAUCGCUUUCGACGACGACGACGAAUAG
Psilocybe cubensis is the source of this 1569-nucleotide messenger RNA. RefSeq lists its product as uncharacterized. Lineage: Eukaryota; Fungi; Basidiomycota; Agaricomycetes; Agaricales; Agrocybaceae. The record is from RefSeq and is a predicted model, not a curated record. The transcript is spliced from 4 exons. The coding region runs from base 1 to 1569 and encodes 522 amino acids. Gene Ontology annotation, cellular component: Cdc73/Paf1 complex; nucleus. Gene Ontology annotation, molecular function: RNA polymerase II C-terminal domain phosphoserine binding. Gene Ontology annotation, biological process: positive regulation of transcription elongation by RNA polymerase II; transcription elongation by RNA polymerase II.